Molecule: messenger RNA, 1534 nt
Organism: Drosophila biarmipes
Lineage: Eukaryota; Metazoa; Arthropoda; Insecta; Diptera; Drosophilidae
Product: galactose mutarotase
Exons: 1
Coding region: 345-1439 (364 amino acids)
Biological process (GO): glucose metabolic process; beta-D-galactose catabolic process via UDP-galactose, Leloir pathway
Molecular function (GO): aldose 1-epimerase activity; carbohydrate binding
Source: RefSeq, a predicted model, not a curated record
UGAAAUUUGAACUAUAAUUAAGGUGAUUAAAAAAGUGGAGUAAACAAGAAUUAUUCUAAUUUAUUGCCGAGUUUGAGCAAUCUUUGGGAUAGCCAAGACUGCCACAAUUUUUAAAGAGCCCCGGGACUACCCUUCCCCUUUGUCAAAACCUCUUCAUAGCCACCUUGUGAUAACAUUAUCUAUGUGCACAAUCGUGUGUUUUUGUUUUGCGGCUUUUGUGUGAUAAUUAAACCAACACAUUUGCGCAUCGAGUGCUGAUUAACCUCUACGGAUUGGAGAGGGUCAGAUAAAAACGCAGUGCAACCGGCACUCGCACUCAUUCCCCAGCUGCAGCCUGAUCCGAAAUGGUCAACGUCACGGAGGACGUGUUCGCCACCGAAGCGGUGAACCCGAUCACCAAGUCAAAGGACACCAUCAAGCGGUUCACCCUGACGAACGGGAAUGGAGUGUCCGUACAGGUGAUCACCCGUGGAGCCACCAUCACCAGCAUAAAGACUCCGGAUGCCAGCGGUCAAAUAGAUGACGUGACCCUGGGAUUUGAUGACUUGGCGGGCUAUCAAAGCGACAGGAAUCCCUACUUUGGAGCAACCAUUGGACGGGUGUGCAACAGGAUUGGCAACGGCAGCUUCACGCUGGAUGGAAGGCUCGUGGAGGUGUCCAAGAACCGGGACAACAAGUUCCAGCUCCAUGGCGGGUUCGUUGGCUUCGAUAAGGCCCACUGGGAAGUGGUGGCAGUGCGUCCAGAUGGUGUGACUCUCUCCCACACCAAUCCGGACGGUCAUGAGGGCUAUCCCGGAAAGGUCACAGUCGCUGCGGGAUUUACCUUAAGCGAGGAUAACUGCCUCCAUGUCGAUCUGAGUGCAGUGACCGAUAAACCCACACCCGUUAAUCUCACCAACCACUCGUACUUCAACCUGGCAGGCCACAAAAGCGGAGCCAGUGGUCUCUACGAGCACAACAUCGAGAUCAAUGCUUAUGCGAUCACCGAAACGGAUCAAUCCUCUAUACCAACGGGAAAGAUUCUACCAGUCGAGGGAACAGCUUUUGAUAUCCGUGCCCCCGGUAAUCUUGGUGAACGUCUAAAGAAUCUACAACCCGCUCGUGGCUUCGACGACAAUUUCUGUGUAACCUUCGACCCACCGCAACCAUUGGCCAAGGUGGCCAGAGCCUCCCAUCCGCCCUCUGGACGCUGGCUAGAAGUGGUCAGCAAUCAGCCCGGAGUGCAGUUCUACACCUCCAACUUUAUGCCGGAUGUGGAACGCGGUGAAUUGGCUAUUCCCGGCAAGGAAGGAGCUUCUUAUGCCAAGCACGGAGCCUUCUGCCUGGAGACACAAAAGUUUCCCGACUCCGUGAACCACAGUAACUUUCCCUCGACCAUUUUGCGGCCGGGAGAAAGGUACCACCAUGAAGUUAUCUACAAGUUUGGGGUUUCUCGCUGAGCGGCGAGCCCUAUCUCACCCAUAUAUACGAAUAAAUACCAUGUAUCCGUCUAACCGUAAAUAUUAUAACCAAUAAAGGAAGAGCACGCAGAUUA